UUGAUGACUCAGAGACACAGCCGGCGCGAUCAAGCUACUGUACGCGACUGGAGUUUGCCUUGAUCUGGUGCGCGGUGACAAUUGACUUCCCUAGUCCUGGGUCAGAUGUUCCUCUUCGGGACUCAAAAUCAUCGACGCUGAAGCUGCCGACUAGACUCCAACUUCAUCGUUCACAACGAUUACCCCAGUGCUGGAGGCACUAUGGCGAACACACGGACUGCCAUUGCGGCGUUGCAUUACCUCGCGCCCAUAGCAACGACUGCAUACUUUCUCUCGGCAAAGACGGUUGCGACAUGUCUCCUCCAAGAACCAUCGAAGCGCGCAGGAACGAAAUUCCGACGAUGGCCUGCGAUCGUUCUGCAAUCGACCAUUGUCACCACAAUAGUGGCAGAAGCCAUAUCAACCGGCUUUCACGCUGCCAAAGUACCAGGCUGGGCAGCUUCGCAAGAUUACAUUGUCUAUCUGGCAUUGCUAUUCGCACUGCAUGGAUCGUUAACGGUGGGCCUUGCCGAGAACUCGACACCACUGUGGCAUCCUUAUCUUGGUUCCUGGAUCGUGGCCUUCAUCUUCGAAGUACCGAUUUUCGUUCUACAAGUGACUGGUGAUCGAUCGUCAAACGGCUACGAUCAGUUGCGCACAGUCCUGCGUAUCAUUCGAGGCUCUGUGCUUCUUGCACUCUCGCUUGGCGCGGCAUGGUUCGCGCUACAGGACCGCAGACAAGGCAUACGUUUGGACAACGAGAGCGAAGCGCUUCUUGCUGAGCAGGAAGCUGCCAGUGGUGCGCAUGUAAACGGCGCAAAUGGUGCCAUCAAUGGCAACGGUGUGAAAGCGAAGGCGCGCAACUCGGAUAGACCAUCCACUACGUCCGAUGGCGAGGAUGAAGAUGAGGAGAUCAACGACGAUGCCGCAUUCGACUCCGACUCUGAGGAUCCACAGGCAGAUAAAGAAAUCAAGGAGCAACAGCAAAAGCGACUCAGAGAGUCGGGCAGCUGGCUUCGUUACUUGAGCGAUUUCAAAAUCUUCUUCUGGAUUCUCCUCCCGCGCCACGACCGAAUUGUCCAGGCUUGCUAUGUCAUUAUGUCUUUAAUCUUACUAGCAGAGCGAGCGAUCGUGAUACUGGUCCCACUAUACCUGGGUUACGUUGUGGAAGAGCUGGCAGCAGGUGCGGGCACUGGCAUCGUCCCGUGGAAGACAAUCGGCACGUGGAUGGUACUGGCUGCUCUGCAAUCUGCCGCGGGCCUGCCGUUGAUCAAAUCAAUCGUGCAAAUACCAGUGCAACAAUAUGCCUUCAAGGCGCUCUCGACAACUGCUUUUCGACACAUCAUGCACCUAUCGAUGGACUUUCACAACGAGAAGAACUCUGGAGAACUCAUUCGUGCCAUUGAGCAAGGUACAAACCUUCAGGAUCUGAUCGAUUUCUUCGCGUUCGACGUAGUUCCCAUGUUCUUCGACCUUAUCUUGGCCUUCUGGUUCGUAAGCCGUCUCUUCGACAUCUACAUGGGCUUGAUCAUCAUGACGAUCGGAUUCGUGUACAUCUGGGUAGGAGCGAAGGUCACAAGCUGGAGUAUACAGCGCAGACGAGACUACAACACAGCGUGGCGAACCGAGAGCAAAGUCCAGAACGAGGCCAUUAACAAUUGGCAGACUGUGUCCCAUUUCAACAGGAGUAACUACGAGUCGGAACGAUACAGCGAUACCGUUGAGAAGUACAACCUGGCCAUGUGGCGAUAUUGGCUUGCGUAUCAUUGCGGAGCCGCUGCGCAGUCGGCUAUCCUACUUACAGGUCGCUUGAGUGCUGUAGCACUUGCUGCAUAUCGAGUAGCACAGGGAUCUGCGCCGAUCGGUAAUUUCAUCACGCUGGUGACUUACUGGAAAUCGAUCGAAUGGCCGCUGGCGAACAUGUCCUAUUCCAUCCGCAAGGUGUCGUCAAUGAUCAUCGACUCGGAGCGCCUCUUGCAACUUCUGCUGACCAAGCCCUCCGUUGAAGACAAGCCGAGCGCGAAAGAGAUUGUGGUCACUGCCGGCGGAGUUCGCUUCGAUCAUGUGGACUUCUUUUACGACAAGAGGAAGCAGACUUUGAAAGAUAUCAACUUCGAGGUCAAGCCUGGCCAGACGAUUGCAUUCGUUGGUGAGACUGGGGGCGGCAAGUCCACUAUCUUGAAGCUUCUCUAUCGAUAUUACGAUGUCAACGAAGGCGCUAUCCUGAUCGACGGGCAAGACAUCCGGGAUGUGACGCUCGACAGCUUGCGAGAUGCAUUCGGCAUGGUGCCACAGGACCCUUCACUUUUCAAUGUUUCCAUCAUGGACAAUAUCCGAUACGCUCGACUUGACGCUACUGACGAGGAAGUGAAAGAAGCAUGCAGAGCUGCUGCGAUACAUGACAAGAUUGAGAGCUUCCCCGAUGGCUAUAAGGCUAUGGUAGGAGAACGAGGCGUCAAGCUCUCCGGCGGCGAACUCCAGCGGGUGGCAAUUGCUCGUGCUAUUCUUCGCCAGCCCAAGAUCGUGCUGCUAGAUGAGGCUACAAGCAUGAUCGAUGCAGAGACCGAGGCCGUGAUUCAAACCGCUUUCAAGCGUCUCACAGCUGGUCGCACUACUUUCAUCGUCGCGCAUCGAUUAUCGACAAUUCAGCAUGCGGACUUGAUCCUGGUCAUUCAAGAUGGGCAGAUUGUGGAAUCAGGAACGCAUGAGGAGCUUUUUGAAAACAAGGGGAAAUACGUCGCUUUGUGGUCGAAGCAAAGCAACAGAAACGUCAAGGAAGUGGAAGCUAAAUUGGAGAGUGUCAAAGAGGAACAGGCUCUGAUCGACUUUGAACAAGAUGGCAAACCCGGAAGCAGCAGCAGUAGCAGCAGUUCCAGUUCAAGCGACAGUCAUCGAGAGAACAGAUAGUGAGAUGCAUUGCAUUUGCCGGUUGGGGAUUGCUCGAGCGAUACGGUUGCAUUGUCUGCAUUGCGAAGCCUGCUAUGUCGUAGACAUUCGUGUAUAGCAUGAAGAGGCAUCUUGCAUGUAUUGUCACACUGCAUUCAGAGAGCGACGUGUGUGUAUAUAUGACCAGUAUCUGCCGUGUCAAAGUGGUCUCGGGUUAUGAC
Molecule: messenger RNA, 3086 nt
Organism: Cercospora beticola
Lineage: Eukaryota; Fungi; Ascomycota; Dothideomycetes; Mycosphaerellales; Mycosphaerellaceae
Biological process (GO): transmembrane transport
Cellular component (GO): membrane
Molecular function (GO): ATP hydrolysis activity; ABC-type transporter activity; ATP binding
Source: RefSeq, a predicted model, not a curated record